CCAGAGGAGUGUCUAGUAAGAGUUCUGUUGACCCAGGAUGAUGGUGAUGAAUCAUCUAAUCUAGACCAAUCAAAACUGUACCAGUCACUUGCUCUCUGUGGACUUUGAACUUUUAAGUAGGUAGUAAAUUGCAAGUGACACAGCAAUGAAAAGAAUUAGAAUAAGGAUCAACAAAUAUCUGCUAAAGAGUGACAAAAUAGAACGGAAGCCUGGCUCGGAGCAGCAGCAGCAGCAGCAGCACCGUGGCUGCCAAGGAUUUCUCUGACCAGUGUGUCUCCCUCUGGUCUACAGCAUGGGAAACAUCUUUGCAAACCUCUUCAAGGGCCUUUUUGGCAAAAAAGAAAUGUGUAUUCUCAUGGUGGGACUGGACGGUGCUGGGAAGACCACCAUCCUGUACAAACUGAAGCUGGGUGAGAUCUUGACCACCAUUCCCACGAUAGGUUUCAACGUGGAGACUGUGAAGUAUAAGAACAUCAGCUUUGUCGUGUGGGACGCGAGCAGCCAGGACAAGAUCCGGCCUCUGUGGCGCCACUGCUGCCCAAAUGGACAAGGGCUCAUCUUUGUGGUUGACAGCACUGACCAAGAACGCAUGGAUGAGGCCAGAGAGGCGCUCAUGUGGAUGAUGGUGGAGUUCACAGAUAUCAUCCUGCUUGUAUUUGCAAACAAGCAGGACCUCCCCAAUGCCAUGGACACAGCUGAGAUCACAGACAAGCUGGGCCUGCACUCUCUGCAUGACAGAACCUGGUACCUUCAAGCCACCUCUGCCAUCACUGGGGCUGGACUCCAUGAGGGACUGGACUGGCUGGCCAAUCAAUUCCAGAACCGAAACUGAGCUGCACUCCUCUCUGCCCCCUGCUCCCUCCUUCACUCUUGCCUUACUCUCAUGUGGCAGAUGUACCUCUGUGGUGUGAGUGCCAGAAGCUGUCCCCAUGAUUGGUCUCAGUGUGCUUCAUUAUGCUGUGCAUGUGCAAAUGCAGCCUAUAUCUGGGUUUUUAUUUAAAUAGUUUUUGUUUCUG
Pipistrellus kuhlii (Kuhl's pipistrelle) is the source of this 1016-nucleotide messenger RNA. Its product is annotated as ADP-ribosylation factor 1-like. Gene Ontology annotation, molecular function: GTPase activity; GTP binding. The record is from RefSeq and is a predicted model, not a curated record. NCBI's taxonomy places the organism in Eukaryota, Metazoa, Chordata, Mammalia, Chiroptera, Vespertilionidae. The coding region runs from base 293 to 832 and encodes 179 amino acids. Gene Ontology annotation, cellular component: cytoplasm; plasma membrane. Gene Ontology annotation, biological process: vesicle-mediated transport; intracellular protein transport. The transcript has a single exon.